This is a messenger RNA of Medicago truncatula (barrel medic), 755 nucleotides long. RefSeq names its product purple acid phosphatase 17. The coding region runs from base 121 to 612 and encodes 163 amino acids. The record is from RefSeq and is a predicted model, not a curated record. The transcript is spliced from 3 exons. NCBI's taxonomy places the organism in Eukaryota, Viridiplantae, Streptophyta, Magnoliopsida, Fabales, Fabaceae.
AUAAUUCCAAAUAAGAGAGUUUAGGAAAGAAGAAAAAUAAACUCUAUAUAUACUACCAUCUUCUCUUACAAGGUUACAAAAACUCUCUGCCUGAGAAAGAACUUUCAGGUGCUGAACGCCAUGGCUUGGUGCUUAAACCAACGCAUGUUAUCUUCUGUUAUCUUCCUCCUUAGCGUCUCAUUAUGCUUAUUGACGAAUCAUUCUUCCAUUGCUGAGAAGCUUCCAAGGUUUGAACACCAUCUAAAACCACAACAACAAUCUCUUAACUUUUUGGUUGUUGGAGAUUGGGGAAGAAAAGGAAACUACAAUCAAUCUUUGGUGGCCCAUCAGUCAAACAAUAUUGAUGCAUACAUCAAUGGACAUGACCAUUGUUUGGAGCACAUAAUCGACAAAGAGAGUGGAAUUCCAUUUUUCACAAGCGGAGGCGGAUCAAAAGCAUGGAGAGGCGAUAUCAGGCCAUGGGAUCCGAAAGAAUUGAAGUUGUAUCAUGAUGGACAAGGAUUCAUGUCUGUGCAGAUCACAGAAAAUAAUGCUGAUAUUGUAUUCUAUGACGUUUUUGGCAAAGUUUUGCAUAGAUGGAACAUAACCAAAGAAAUGAGUGCAGCGGCAUAGAUACAAUAAUCGAAAUAUAUAUGCAUAUAAUUUUAAUUUUGUGUUCCCAUAAAUCCAAAUAAUGAACUAUAAAUUUGUUAUUAUAUUCGUGUUAUAUUAUAUAUAUUUCCCGUGCCAUUCAGCUCAAGGGAAAGUGAAUUAUA